CCACGAGCGCUGCCUCCAUGGCGACGCGGCGGAGGGGUAGUCAAGAUGGCUACCGAGCGGGGCGGCGGGCGUCUCUGCCCUUAUCGGCCGCCGCUGGCUGCUUUUACCGCCGCGCUGCUGCGGCUGCUGCUGCUGCUGCUGGGCUGCGGCCGCGCCGCCGCCCCCUCCCCCUUCUCUUCCUUGUCAUGUCACCACCGUGUGCCCAGCAGACAGGAGGUGGUCUAUCAAGUUCCUCUGAAGGAAAAUCAUGUCUUGAAGAGAAGUGUGGAUCAACAGCUAAGAAUUAAGAUUAUAUAUGACAGAAGUGUUGAGGAUUUGCUACCUGAGAAAAGACACCUUAUAAAGAACAAACUUUUUCCACAAGCUAUCUCUUAUUUGGAGAAGACUUUUCAAGUGUGCAAAUCCACGGGUACUAUAUUACUAAGCAGGCAGUGUGCAACAAACCAAUAUAUAAGGAGGAAAGCUGACCCUCACAGAUACUGCCGAGGAGCCUGCGCAAACCAUACAAGAUGUGGGCCAGUUGUAGUUCCUGAGAAACAUCUCCAGCAAUGCAGGGUAUGUAAUGAGAGUCAGUGGCACUGCAGACCCACCGGCUUACCUGACCAAGAAGGUGUUCGAGAUGCUGACUUUGUACUUUACGUUAGUGCUCUCACUACUGAAAGGUGUGGCCAUGAAAAUAUCAUUGCAUAUGCGGCCUACUGCCAGCUGGAAGCUGAAAUGGACAGGCCAAUAGCAGGAUAUGCUAACUUGUGUCCAAAUAUGAUUUCAACGCAAGCUCAGGAAUUCGUUGGCAUGCUGUCUACAGUGAAACAUGAGAUUAUCCAUGCACUGGGUUUCUCUGCUGGACUGUUUGCAUUUUAUCGUGAUGAUGAUGGAAAGCCUUUGACAACAAGAUACGCAGAUGGACUCCCUCCUUUUAAUGAAAGUCUAGGUUUAUAUCAAUGGAGCAAUAAAGUUGUUCAUAAAGCAGUGAGGUUAUGGGACAUACGUGGUGGCAAAAUGCUGCGCCAUGCUGUUUAUCUUCUGAUAACACCUCGUGUAGUUGAAGAAGCUCGAAAACAUUUUAAUUGUCCAAUUCUAGAGGGAAUGGAGCUUGAAAAUCAAGGUGGCAUGGGGACUGAGCUCAAUCACUGGGAGAAGAGAUUGUUAGAGAAUGAAGCAAUGACUGGAUCCCAUACGCAGAAUCGAGUCUUUUCCAGGAUCACCUUAGCGUUAAUGGAAGACACGGGCUGGUAUAAAGCAAAUUACAGCAUGGCAGAGAAAUUAGAUUGGGGACGCAAUAAAGGCUGUGACUUCGUAAUGAAGAGCUGUAAAUUCUGGAUUGACCAAAAGAGACAAAAGAGGCAGUUAAUCAGUCCAUACUGUGACACUUUGAGGAGUAAUCCUUUGCAGUUAACCUGCAGACAGGACCAAAGAGCAGUAGCAGUGUGCAACUUGCAGAAGUUUCCAAAGCAGUUACCUCAGGAAUAUCAGUAUUUUGACAAUCUUACUGGAGUACCAGCAGAAGACUUGCCUUAUUAUGGUGGCUCAGUAGAAAUUGCUGACUAUUGUCCUUUUAGUCAAGAAUUCAGCUGGCAUUUAAGUGGUGAAUUUCAACGCAGUUCAGACUGUAGAAUAACUGAAAACCAACCAGAUCCUACCAAAAACUAUGGUGCAGAGAAAUAUGGACCAAACUCUGUCUGUCUUAUUCAGAAAUCUGCUUUUGUCAUGGAACAGUGCAGGAGGAAACUCAGUUACCCUGACUGGGGUAGUGGAUGUUAUCAAGUUUCUUGUUCUCCCCAAGGGCUGCAUGUUUGGGUCAAGGACACUGCGUACUUGUGCAGCCGCUCGGGUCAGGUCUUAACUGUGAGCAUUCAGAUGAAUGGCUGGAUACACAUUGGGAAUCUGAUCUGCCCAGCCUGUUCAGACUUCUGUGACUCCUGUCCCCCAGAGCGGGAUCCUCCAGCUUCUAACGUAACAAGAGGUGCACCAGUUGACUUAUGUUCCUGCUCGUCUAGCCUGGCUGUAACCCUUUGGCUAUUGAUGGCUAACGUAAUUCCCCUACUAACAGGAUUAUUUCUCUGCGCUUAGUUAACCAUGGGGCAAGAAGAUGUUCUGAGAUGAUAAGCCUUCAUGUUGCACUCCUUAUUGUGGAGCACAGAGGUUUUUGUCUCUGCAGGUAGCCAUCUUCUGCUGAACCUCGUCUCUCCUGGCAAGUAUCGGUGCAGACAGUAGACAGGGUGGUACUGACAAAAGCAGCCAGAGUUUGAGAGGAGGAAAACUUACCUUGUCAUCUCAAUAAGUGCCAGUAUUUUCCUGAACUGCAACCUUUGAUUUUUUUUUUUCUUCUUGACGCAGUAACAAGAUAUGCUAUACCAACCACUAGACUACCUGGCAACUCGUCAAGAUUUGAAAUGAGAACUCGUCUGUAAUAGAACUGAGGGUUGUUGGUUCUUUUUUUUUUUUUUCUUAUGGCCUCUGUGUGACUGGUAGCAAAGCAUCCUCAAACUGGAAAUAUACCUCAGUGGUUUAGUCAAAAGCCAUGUAAAAAUCAGUUGUCAUCACUGCUAAUAACCCAGGCCUAAACAGGUGUGGGAAUUUUCAUGUUUGUUUUGUCAAUUCUUACAAUUUAUGGGGGGGAAGAAAUAAUUAAUGGGAUAGACCAGUGGGUGGCAGCUGUCUCCACAGCUGGAUUCUGCAGCUUUGAGGCUUCUCAGAAUUCAUACUAGCUUGCAGUAAAGCAGCUAAUUCUUGGGCUUCACUUAAACCUUCCCACAUGCACAAAGUGGAAUUUCAGAUUGGUAGCUAAGACAACUGUCUAGAAACCCCGUUCUCAUUUAGCACGUGCCAGUUCUACUGUGAAACUUAAGACAUCAAAUGUUUGAAUAUUCUCAGUGUAAUUUUCUAGGCAAAUGCAUUUCAGUACUGACAGCCAGUCUGUAAAAUUGGGAUAGGUUUUCUGAUUAUUUAUGAUUUUGCUGGUUUGUUUCAUAAAUAAUGGCAUUAUUUUUUAAAUACUAUGAACAUAAAUGCAGCUGUUCUCACUUUUUAUUGAAGGGCAAACCAGUAGUGAUGGCAGCUAUGAUCUUACAGGACCAUAUUGACUUCUAUAGACCAAAAACUAUAUGGAAUGUGUAAAGAGAAGUCUAAUCUGUCUUCCUCCCCCCACCCCCCCACUUUCUCUUGGACAUAUAAAUACUAUGGAUUAUUUGAGUAUUUGUAAUAAGUUGAGAAUCAGACGUUUAGAACCACAUGAGAGCACACCUUGGUACUAAAUCAAUCACUUGAAGGACAAAAUACGUAAGAGGAAGGAAGUGAGCAAAAUCUGCCUGGCUAAGGACAGCUGCUGUGUGGGACGCUUGUAAGGAUGCUUUUAUUCAUUUCUGACUCUAUAAUGUGGUACGAAUAAUCCCAUUCAGAGUAAAAGAAACCCUUAUGUGGUCCAAUCCGUUGGCUGUCCUGUUUGGAUAGUUUUCAUUCUUGGAAAAUUGUUAAACUUGAGGGAGCAGACGUGCCCAGUGCACUAAAAAAUGCACAAAGAUGAUGUUACUCUGCUUCUUGAAUGUGCUGUGAUGUUAGAAUUGUCAGUGAGUAGACCCCUUUCUAAAAUGAAAGGUAGGGGAUUGGAAGGGGUAUGGAGUAAAACUUAUUUAGCUACAACUAAACUUGUUUAUAAUAGGACUUCCAUUGUUACUGUAAGAAAAUCUUUGUGCCUACUGAACUUGUUGCAGUUUUUUAUUUAAAGAAAUAAGACACUGCUGAGGUGAGCAAGCUGCAACCUAAAACUGUCUGAAGGCACCACAGUUGAGAGAGUACCUUGCACUGGGCUAUUCCCCCCUUCUUAACUGCAGGUUAAGUUUGCUUUGAAUUAUACAAGGCCUAGGCUAGCCUUAAAUAGGUGUUUCUGAGAAGCAAUACAAAUUAGGAAUCAAAUGCUUUAAGUGUGUGCAAGUUUGAAUUAAGAAACACUCAGAUUACUAAAUGAACACCGAUUAUUUUAAUAUAUGCACAAUCAACAGUCGGUGUAAAUUGAUUCCUUGAAAACAGAAAGGUUUGAGAAUAUAUCUUAGGUCCCAGAGGUUGAUAUUGUAUUUUUUGUCUGUUGUGCAAUAAUACAGUUUAAAUGGUAUCACUCAACAACAAUGCUUUUGAUACUUGAAAAGAAAUGAUUGGUUAUUUUUUCUUACUGUGAAAUAUUUGCACUGUCUGAACUUUCUGGUUAACUUUAUAACUGUUAAACUUUUUUACUGGUGUUAAUUUAUUGUGUUUGGUAUUUGAUAUGCUAGUCUCCUGUCUGUGUAAGUGUGAAAUUUGUCAUAUUUAAUUGAAUAUUUUUAUCUUCUACACAGUUGUUUAUCUCGAGGGCUUUUCUCCUUUUAUCCUCUCUUCCUGAUAAUUAACUGGAAGAUGGCUUAAAAAGUCGAUGCUUGCCUACUUCUGAAUUGUAUGCAUUAAUUAAAGAAUGAGGCCGCAGUGCGUUGUACAUAGAGGAAAAUACAUCUGUCUCCUGUCAGAGCUCUUGUGGUCAGAUUCAACGGUACCUGCUGGGUAGCUGCAUCAGUGAAUCCAGUGAAGUAAAACUGUCACUGCCUUAAUAAUCUGAGAUUUCAGUCAUAAUUUCUCUGAUGUGCAGCCCGUCAACUGGAUGCCAGCUGCAGAACCAGACAUGAUUUUGGGGUGCCGGGAGUGGGAAGGUACUUCAGCUGUAGCCAUGUUGGAACUGCCAAGGCCAAGAAACGUGGCAAGUUCAAUUUAAAGUGAGAAGGAAUUGGUGACUGUCAGAAGGAAUAUUUGAGUAAAGCUGACUACCUCAGUUCUGUUUGAGUUAAGCUUCUAGCCUGAUGUGAACUUCCACAUCUUCAGAUGAAUUAAGUAAAAACCUGUCUUGGGUGUUUAAGAGCAAAAUAAAGGCAGUAGGAAGCAUAAGCCAUUUUUCAGUGUAGAACACAGCUGGUUUAAGCUACAAUUUCAAUCAGUUACAUAGCCUUAAGUGCAGCUUCCCCUGUAAAAGUGGGUAUUGGUUUUAAAUAAAUACAGAGUUUGCAGGCAGCUACUUUAGGUGUCCUGACUAUAUUGUGGCAAGUCCAUCCUACUGCAUCUUUUACGUGUGAAAAUGUUGAAAUACAGCCCAAAACAAGGCUCUGUGUUUUCGCCAGAGUAGAGAGGGCAGCAGGAGCCCUGGAAAUAGUGCUGAGAAAUGUAUUAGCUUGUCUGUAGCAGAAACAUUAUUUUUGGUACAUAAUGUCCACAGUUUUAUUUUUUUAAAAACAUUCCAUGUUUGCUUGUGGAAUUGUGGAAGUAAAUUAGUCUUGCGGUCUUUUUUUUUUUUUUUUUUUCCUUACCCCUGUAGUUCAAAUCUGUAGCAUUUCAACUAGAAGUCAAGGCAAGUCAUUCCUCAGGAACGUGUUUUUCUAGUGUUUCAGACAAUUACAAGGAGGAAGGGUGGCUUUUGGCUGGAGGUAGGCAGCACGUAAAAUUACAUUAAAAAGCAGGCAAUUCAUUCCUCUUGAAAUGAGUUGAGGUCUUGGGAGAGUGUCAGGGCCUUGGAUGUAGGUUAAUUACCAAAAGAGAAUUUCGACCCUUGCUAAUUGACUGUCAGUCGAGUGCAGCUCACUUCCUGCAGAGCACUAGUAAAUGGGAAGACUGAUGUCACUUAAGGCCGGAGAUAUCCGCAGUCCCUUCCAAGGGCCAGUUGUUUUUAGAUCUUCCUGUCCUGCAAAUCUUUCUGCUCCAAUAUAUUUCAGUAGAGAGGGAGGCAUAUGUCCUUUCCUCCCUGUGUUUCUUCCGAGUGACUUCCAGCCAGCUGAGCAGGUCAAGGUCUUUCCCCUGCAAGACUUACUAGCCAGCUUUUGCUUGGCUGAACGCGUGGGUGCCUGCUUGCAUCUAACGUUCUUCGGGAUUUGGGUCUAUUUGUAUAUUAAAUAAUGUGAUCUUACACUAACAGACUUCCAAAGUGCAAAUGUUGCCUUUUUAAUGUGAAGCUUACCUUGGAGAUUAAACAACUGUUUUGAGAGAACUGGCUGACCUUGAACAUGUCUCCUAUUUUGGUACAGAAUGUAAAUAUAGAAUGAACUAUUUUACAUAGAUUUUGACUGGAUUGAGAUACAAGGGCUAAUUUUUGUUAUUUUUGGAGUAAAAAUUUCCUUAUUGUGUUUUAAAAAAAGUAUGUCAUACAAAAGAAAAAAUUGUUCAUCAAUAAACUGUCUGUAGAAAAUUGAUUCUUCUUAUCCUUUUCUUUGAGAGCGGACAUUUAACCGCAAGAAUAAGCACAAUAAAGGACCAACCAUCAUUACAGCAGUCAUUUAUUUUGUGAGAGUUUUGAAAAAAUGAAACUACAUCAAGUCUGCAUGUUGAUCACUUUAAUAAACUGUUGCUUGAUACACUUUGAAUGUAAAAUAUUCUGUAUUAUUAUCAGCUCAUACAUCAGAGGUUUGGCCUGCCGGUGAAGUAAGGAGGUUCCUGAAUUCUGUAUCCCAUCCUCAUGUAUUUAAUACUUAAAAAUUUUGCAAUAUUUAAGUCUCAUUUUCCACCUGAACUGGAAGAUCAUAAUUUCCUGUUUUGUGUAAAGGAUUUGGCCACAUGGUUCCCAUUUCAGCUGGAGGAAUGCUGGCGUUGCCCUGCGGAGCCCUGGGCUGGGACCAGACUCCGAGCUGGAGGAGCUGAAUUUACCUUCACUGCGGUUCAGCAGGGAGCAGGGAUGCUGCAGCUGCUGUUUCUGGUACCCGAGCCAGCUUUGCUAGCGGUGAGACUGAGAUCUUUACAUAUAAUUACAAUACAUCUUUAUGUAUGUAACUCUGGUAAAUGUGAAAGAUGUAACAACAUUUCUCUAAAAUGCAGAGUGGAGAUGAUUUCAUAAUCCAGCUUUUUUGUUUUCUCCCCCCAAGCAAAAUUCAGCAAAUACAGAGAGGUUAAAAAAAACCCACUUGCCUUCCUCUCUGCUAUUUUGGAAAAUGUAAUAAAGCAAAGCAACAGUAGGUUAUUCUUCCUUUUUGUUUGCCUUGUCUCUAACCAGGAGUCUUUCAAAAGGGUAUUAAAGCUUAUAAAAUGUGCCACUGUUCUCUUUAUAGAUGGCUUUAACCCUGAAAAACAUCAGGUGUGUGAAGUUACCCAAACACAGCUAUAAGGUUUAAAAACUUCUGUUUCUAAAAUUAACAUUAUUGGUAGCAAAAUAAAAAAAGCUGGUCUAUGGACCAGUUUGUGUUUAAAAUUCAGAAGUAGAUAGAGAUCUGUCUUCCGGAGUGUGAGAUAUGUUUCUUAAGCUACAGCAGUAUCAGGGCAUUAAUCUGUAGCCUGGAAAGGUGGGGAGGAGCUGCACUGGUGUCGGUCCUGGGGAGUUAAAAUGCAGCAGGGUUUCAAAUGCAAUUUUACAGGAUUUCUGUGCGUCUGUAGCGGUCAUUUUCAUGUAUAAAAAGUCAAGUAUCACAGAGGGUUUUUCACUGUUGUUACGUCCUAAAAAUAACGGCAUUGCACAAGCUGCAAGCUGUCGUGCGUACAUUCUCCUUGUGAGCUUCCAGUUCUCCCCUCUCUGCUAGUACCGAUUAACGACUACAACUUGCUGAGAAAUCAUGACGAUAACAUAAAUGUAUUUGGUUAUUCCCAAUUUUUUUUUCUGUAUUUCAAUGGAAUACAACAAGUUUAACGAAGGUCAGACUACUACUGAGGAUUCCAAAGUGUCCUGAAUUUGAAACGAACACCACUGCU
This is a messenger RNA of Phalacrocorax carbo (great cormorant), 7680 nucleotides long. Lineage: Eukaryota; Metazoa; Chordata; Aves; Suliformes; Phalacrocoracidae. The record is from RefSeq and is a predicted model, not a curated record.